AUGAAAUUCAUGAAGAUAGCAGUCUUCAUUUUGCUCUGCUGCCUCUCUUCAAAGUCCGUCUUGUCGAGCCCCGGGCGCUACAAUGCAAUCUUCAACUUUGGCAACUCUCUGAGUGACACUGGAAACUUCCUCCUUACCGGGGCACUCGCACUUCCAGGGGUAAAAAAUCUCCCUUAUGGUGAGACAUUCUUCCACCACGCGACUGGUCGAUGCUCAGACGGACGCCUCAUUAUUGAUUUCAUAGCUGAAGCAUUCGGACUGCCUUAUCUUCCACCAUAUUUGGCAGUAGCCAAAGGUCCACCUAUCCGGACGGGAGUGAACUUCGCAGUUGUUGGUGCCACAGCACUCGACCCGUCUUUCUUCUCUGCUCAGGAGAUUGCGUUGUGGACAAAUGACUCGUUGAGUGUUCAGCUUGGCUGGUUCCAGAAUAUGAAGUCGUCUCUCUGCACCACCAAACGAGAAUGUGAAGAGUACUUUAAGAAGUCUCUGUUUCUGGUGGGGGAGAUUGGUGGCAAUGACUACAUCUUUCCCUUUCUCUCUGGUCGAACCGUUGAACAGCUACGUCCUUUGGUACCACAAAUUGUUGGAGCCAUCACUCGAGCCACCAGUAUGCUGAUAGAAGAAGGAGCAGUGGAUCUGUUGGUGCCAGGACAAUUUCCUGUAGGCUGCUCUGCGUUGUUUCUAACUUUGUUUCAAAGCCCUAACGUUUCGGCGUAUGACCCUACAACUGGAUGUCUGAAGGCUUAUAAUGCUCUCUUCCAGUACCACGAUAACUACCUCCAGCAAGAAUUGCAAAAAUUGAGAGAAGAAUACCCCCAUGCAAGAAUUAUGUACGCCGAUUAUUAUGGUGCUUCCGUGCCUAUUUAUCGCACUCCAAAAGAAUACGGCUUUUAUGGAGGGGCACUAAGGGCAUGUUGUGGAGGAGGUGGUCCAUACAACCUCAAUAAUUCAGCAAGGUGUGGUGACCCAGGCUCAACUGUUUGCAAAGAUCCAUCGGCUUUCGUCGAUUGGGAUGGGAUUCACUUGACUGAGAGUGCUUAUCAUCUCAUCGCCAAAGGGUUGCUCUACGGUGGCUUCACAUCUCCACCACUCCUACUUUAA
Molecule: messenger RNA, 1101 nt
Organism: Rhodamnia argentea
Lineage: Eukaryota; Viridiplantae; Streptophyta; Magnoliopsida; Myrtales; Myrtaceae
Product: GDSL esterase/lipase At5g45910-like
Exons: 5
Coding region: 1-1101 (366 amino acids)
Molecular function (GO): hydrolase activity, acting on ester bonds
Source: RefSeq, a predicted model, not a curated record